UUUAUGUGUGUUUUUGCACGAGCAAAAACCGCUUGAUUAUUUGCUCUGCGUGUUGACGUCACUGGUCUACUACGGGCCGCCUCCUAGCUAAGAAGAUGCUGAUCCGCCUCCCCCUUGCAUCAGCACCAUUUCUGUUAUCCUCACAAAGCGUCCGAAGAGAGAGAGAGAGAGAGGAGGAGGAGAGAGAGAGAGAGAGGGAGAAAGGGAGAGCUACUACCCCACCUCACCAGAGCGCAGAGGCGUCAGACUGUUUCCACAGCAUCCCGGUUACGCACUUUACCAGAGGCCCCGACGACGGAUCGCAGCGCCAGAAACAGCUGAAGAAGAAGUCAGCAUAGCCGAACGCACGGCCGCAGCUACAGUCAGUGAUGGAGAGCCUGCUGGAUAAUCCAAUGAAAGCCGUUCUGUACCUGAAGGAGCUCACCACCAUCGUCCAAAACCAGCAAAGCCUGAUCCAGACGCAGCGCCAACGCAUCGACGAGCUCGAGCGAAAGGUGGAGGACCUGAUCGGCGAGAACCGACAGCUGCGGGACCCCCACCACUACGUCCAGCAGCCCCCUCAGCAGCUGCAGCAGCAGCAGCAGCAGCAUCAGCAGCAGCAGCAGCAACACCUUCACCACCACCACCACCACCACCACCCGACUCACCGCAGCGCCAGUCCCCAGGCGCCGGCCCACCUCCAUCAGCACCCGGUGAGCAACAAAGCCGCGGCUCAUCUCGGCCAUCAGGCUCAGCUGCAGCAGCAGCAGCAGCUGCCUCCACCUCAGCCUCAGCAGCAGCAGCAGCAGCAGCCGCCUCAGCAGCCUCAGCAGCAGCCUCAGCAGCAGCAGCAUAUCGCCAGUCUAUCGGCCCAGCCUCAGCAGCACCCGACUCCUCCUGCGCCGUCUUCCCACCACCCCCAGCAGCUGCAGCUCGUUCCCACCUCGCCGCAGUCGCCCAAAGCGAGCCAAGCCAGCCCCGACUCCGCCGAGGAGGACAAGAGGAGCCCCUGCUGCAAGUCUCUUGUUCCGCAGACUCCAACCACUCUCUGCCGCUCCGUUGGACUGGCCAGGAAAGCGGAAAACCAAACAGUUCUCCACCAGUUCUGCUGCCCAGCCCCCGAGGCCCCCGAGGGAGAGACCUCGACCGCCUGUGUCCCCAGCGAUGACCUUUCUCCAGAUUCGUCUAUGGGGGAGGAAGGGAAGGGAGGAGAGGGGGAGCUGCAGAGUGGGGCCCAGUCACAACCACAGCCAGAACCAGAACCAGAACCAGAACCUGAACCAGAACCGGAACCACAGCAACAUCAGCAAGAGACUCAACCACAGGCUCAGCCGCAACCCCAGUCUGAGCCCCAACCACAGACUCAGCCUCAGCCCCAGCCAGAAGUCAAACCUCAGCCAGAGCCCGAACAGAAACCGCAGCCUGCACGGGAGCCCGAGCCCGAACCCGAACCUGAGCCUGAGCCCGAGCCUGAGCCCGAGCCUCAGCCCGAGCCUCCGCCCCAAGUCGAGGCUCCGAGUGAGGCGGCGCCUCAGGACGCCUCUGAAGCCCCCUCUUCGCCUCGCAGGGAGGAUCAGACGGCGGGCGAGGAAGAGGAUCAAAAGUCAGAAGAAGCUGUGGAGGCAAAGGGAGCGCAGGUGGAAGAGGAGGCGCAGGCCGAGGCGGCGCAGGAGGAAGAGGACGACGAGGAUGGGGGAGGCGCAAAAGGAGGUGGCGCGGGGAGGAGAGCCAGUCUGCACCACACGGCCUCUCCGUUGAGGGUGCAGCGCAACGGGGCCGGCUCCCACUCCACCACUUCUGACUAUGAGCUCUCGCUUGACCUCAAAAAUAAGCAGAUCGAAAUGUUAGAGCAGAAAUACGGUGGCCACCUCAUCUCCCGCCGUGCCGCCUGCAAGAUCCAGACUGCCUUCCGCCAGUACCAGCUCAGCAAAAACUUCGAGAAAAUCCGCAACUCGCUUCUGGAGAGUCGUCUGCCUCGACGCAUCUCCCUGCGCAAGGUCCGAGUGCAAAAUACGGAGGGAUUCUCCGCUGAGCGGGCCCUGGCAGAAGGCUGCAACUUGGCAGGCAUCCCACUGGUCCGCUCACCAUCUCUGCCUGCCACAGUUGGUGGCACCCUGACAGACCUGGAAGACUCCUUCACCGAACAGGUCCAGUCACUGGCAAAGUCCAUAGAUGAUGCACUGAGCAACUGGAGCUUAAAGACCAUGUGUUCACUGCAGGAAGGUGGCACCUAUCAGUUCAGUGCCGACUCCUUCAAUGCAGCAGCAGCAGGAGUAGGAGUAGGAGUAGGAGUAGGAGGGGUUGGAGAAGCAGGUGGUGCAAGAGAGUCAACAGUUCACCAAGGCCCGGUGGAUCCAAGUGACCUGUCGAGAAGUGCUAGCAAGCUGAUGAUGGCAUUUCGAGAUGUGACGGUGCAGUUUGACAGCCAGAACUUCCGUGUUUCGUCUUCAGUCCUGGAAUCCUCCACGUCUGUUACACUCGGCAGCAGCGUCCAGCAAGAAGGCGCACCCACUACUGUCACAUCCACUCCCAUAACGACAAACUCCACACCAUCCUUCAUCCCACCUGGUCCCUCACAAGAACCUCCUCCUCCUCCUGUAGAGGUCCCAGCUGAACCUAUAGAUCCCCCACCGCCACCACAAGAACCACCACCACCACCCCCAGAGCCAGAGAUAGAGGGAAGCGACCAGGACGUUGAAUUCCCUGCACCGCCUCCUAGUGAAGAAGAGCUGUGUGAGGAAGACCUACCUCCUCUUACCCCACUGGAUAAGAUGGCCGCCCCUCAAAGCCCAGAGAAGGCCGCGAUGGUGGCACCACCACCACCAAGAGAACCCCCUUAUGCCCCUCCACCACAGGAGGCCGUAACACUGGGAAUCACUCCUUUGGCGGAGCCUCUGGAUGUCAAGAGAUGUGGCUCCGAGACAGCGGACAACAGCUCGGAGCAGAUGAGCAGCAGCAGCACGUCGACGGAGGCGCGCUCGACAUCCGAAGCCUCGUCCAAGGAGGCACUGCAGGCCAUGAUCCUCAGCCUGCCACGCUACCACUGUGAGAACCCAGCAAGCUGUAAAUCACCCACGCUGUCCACGGACGUCAUGCGAAAACGCCUCUACCGCAUCGGCCUGAACCUCUUCAAUGUAAACCCCGACAAGGGCCUACAGUUCCUGAUCUCGCGAGGCUUCAUCCCGGACACGCCCAUCGGCGUGGCACACUUCCUGCUGCAGAGGAAGGGCCUGAGCCGACAGAUGAUCGGAGAGUUCCUCGGCAACAGCAAGAAGCCCUUCAACAGAGAUGUCCUCGACUGCGUGGUGGAUGAGAUGGACUUCUCAGGCAUGGAGCUGGACGAGGCACUGAGGAAGUUUCAGGCUCACAUUCGUGUCCAGGGAGAAGCUCAGAAGGUGGAACGUCUUAUAGAGGCUUUCAGCCAGCGCUACUGCAUGUGUAACCCAGACGUGGUGCAGCAGUUCCACAAUCCGGAUACCAUCUUCAUCCUGGCGUUCGCCAUUAUUCUGCUCAACACCGACAUGUACAGCCCCAACAUCAAGCCCGACCGCAAGAUGUUGCUGGAGGACUUCAUCCGCAACCUUCGAGGUGUGGAUGACGGCGCAGACAUCCCUAGGGACAUGGUGGUGGGAAUCUACGAAAGGAUACAACUGCGAGAGCUGCGCUCCAACGAAGACCACGUCACCUACGUCUCCAAGGUCGAGCAGUCCAUCGUCGGCAUGAAAACGGUUCUGUCUGUCCCUCACAGAAGACUGGUGUGCUGCAGUCGACUUUUUGAGGUGACCGAUGUCAAUAAAGCCCAAAAACAAGCGGCGCACCAGAGAGAAGUCUUCCUCUUCAACGAUCUUAUUGUGAUCUUGAAGCUUUGUCCAAAGAAGAAGAGUUCUGCAGCCUACACUUUCUGCAAAGCAAUGGGCCUACUUGGCAUGCAGUUCCACCUUUUUGAAAAUGAAUACUACCCUCAUGGAAUCACCAUCCUCUCGCCGUUUGGCUCGGACAAGAAGCAGGUACUCAACUUCUGUGCCCAAAGCGCCGAGGAGCUACUCAAGUUUGUAGAAGAUCUGAAGGAGUCAAUCGCAGAGGUGUCUGAGAUGGAGCAGAUACGCAUCGAGUGGGAGCUGGAGAAGCAGCAGGGGGCAAAGACACACUCGGUAAAGAACAACGGCACACAGCUCGAGCUGCGCGGCAGACAGGGCUCCCCAUCAGGAAACCAGGAGUUAGAUGACAGAAGUGGACACAAUGCAGUUGAGGUGUCAAUUCACAACAGGCUUCAGACGUACCAGCUCAGCAGCAGCAGCAGCAGCAGCACGGCUCGGAGCCCCGAGAGCGUGGCCCUUCUUAACCACCGCGGAGAGCUGCUUUACCAGCAGGCGCCCCAGGGGCUAACCCAGGGGCCGGCGCCUCCUCCUCCUCCUCCUCCGCCCCAGCACCCGCAGCUGCAGUCAGCGGCGAGCACCCCCGCCCACCACCUCCCCUUCCAGCAUCAGCAGCAGCACCACCACCACCACCACCAGCCCGCUGUCAGCAUGGCUGACCUGCGGCCCGACGCUCUCAUCCAGUGUCAGCAGAUCGUCAAGGUCAUCAUGCUCGACAACAGCAGCCAUGGACGCGUGGAGGCCUUCCUCAGCCAGACGCCCACACACCACCACUACCAGCACCACCAGCACCACCACCACCACCACCACAGCCACCACCAGCUGAGCCAGUCCGCCAUGUCCACCCCCGUCCGCUCGCCGGACGGCUCGCACGGCAACGACGGCCACCAGCCCCCGCUGCCCCCGCCGCCCCCACCUUACAACCACCCGCACCAGUACAUACCCCCAGACCCCCGCCUCAGUCUACAUCGGACCCCAAGCGGCUCUCGGAGCAUGGUGUAAAUAAAUAAAUAAAUAAAUAAAUAAAUUAGUAUUCCCCCCCCCCCCCGAAACGCUUUCACAUAAACCCCUCCCCCCUUCUCUAUUCUCUAUUUAACAGUACAUAAUGUACAUAUAUACAUACAUACAGAUGAAAGAGCUAUAAUGACAAAAUAAAACCCCACUUAUAUGCAUAUAUUUAAGGAAAAAAAAGAAAUGAAAGAAAAAACAAGGUUUUAAAAAAAAAUAAGAAAAAAAUAAGUGCAUAUAGAAAGUUUUACUUGACUCCACAUGUAUUUUGAAAUAUUACGUAGUUUUAACAAAUUUCUAUAACUUUUUUGUCAGUUUUAACUCUUGCUAGAGGACAACUCGCAGACGUUCAGUUCGCGGAUGGGUUCCUUGUAGUCGCAGUAUUCACCUCCAACGAAACGAAACGAAAAACAACAGAAACACACGAAGCGCUUGAUUAUUUUAUUUAUUUACCCCCUACCCCCAGAGAUGGACGGACGGACGGACGGACUUGCUCCGAGGAGCCCCCCGCUUCCGUCCUUCGACCGUCCAUGGAACCUCACGGCCACUGUGCUGUGUGCGCGUAGUUGACACUUUAAACUGGAAAAAAAAAAAAAAACGUGUGCCAAAAUACGUACUCCUCCACUAGACACCGACUCCUUUGCACUUGACUAAAUGCUAGGGCUAGAAAAUAAACUAAAAAAUCCUUUGCUUAUUUAAAAAAAAAAACAACAAAAAAAUAGUCAUUUCAGGCUUUUUGCUCAAGGAGUACAAAAAAAAAUAAUAACAGAGUCAAAACCUAUCUACCCAUAUGCGCUGUUGCUGAUUUAUUUAUGUGAUGGAGGGCCUUCUCUCUUCUUCUCCGCUUGCUCCAGAUUAAAAAAAAAACAAAAAACAAAGCAAAGUGACAUCCUCCAAUAAACUGUCUUCGUCGUCCAUUUCUCUGUUGUGUUGUGGCUCUCUAUCACCAGAAGACGCUCACUCUCCACGGAUCGAUCCGCAGCGAAGGACGACAUGAACCACGCCCCAGGGUGGUUCGGAUGUUCGCCUCCUCGUGUUUAAUAUUGUUAAGGCUUCCCAGGAAUUUUCAUACUUUGAAAUGGUCUCGAAACUUUUGUAAAUGGCCGAGUGAUCAUGUGCGGCACACGCACCGCUCUGCCAUAUGUUCAAAUGCUUCUUCGCUUUUUUCAGGAUGCCCACGAUAGACGUUUCCGCUACAACCGUAAAUUGUCGAGAUGUGUGUUUUAUUCUGAUUUGCCUUUGUGCCGCCUCUGUGUGCGUGUGUGUGUGCGUGUGUGCGCGUGUGUUUUCCGGAUGAAACGCAGUCCGGGCCAAGAAAACACCUCCGUGGACUCCGUCGUCACGUCUGUGCGCGUCUGUACGACUCCUCCCGGGUUUUUUUCUCCCCCCAUCUCAGAUCUAUGUGACUGCUCCCUCUUUCCUCCUAAUCUUUUUUCCAUCUGACAUUUUCAAAAAAAGGCAAAAACCACACGCGGCUUAUAUUGCAAACGCUGGCAUUAACGGUAUUGUUUGUGCUGUUGGCUACCCUGCUUUUAAAUGAGAACGGGACAAAAAGAAUGCAUUAUCUGAUCUCUUUCUAUUUCACCUCAGCCUAGAUUGUAAAUACCGCCUGCGAGCAGUGUCAGAAAGAACAAGCAAGCUACCUUUAGCCCCCUUCAAAUUGCUGUCGCCCUGUCAAGCAUCCUUCAUUCUGAAAUAGGUCAGCGACUGCCCCGGCCUGGAUGCGCGUCCAUCUUUUAAACAUAAGCCCCAGCAGGUACUGUGGAAUGGAUGUUCAGUUAACUCUGCUCCCAUCUGACCCGUUUGUUGAUUUAUAAUCACAGAGCCACUGCAGGGAGGUCUCCAUUUCACCUUUCUGUCCUUUUCCUCUUUUGAUUCCACCUCGUGAAAAGACAAAGGUUGCACCACAAAAAAGAAAAGAAAAAAAGGUUGCAGCGCAGACACAGAUGAGGAGCGUGUGACCUUCCCAGUAAACAAAUCCAUCCUGAUCUCCUGUUCACCCUAGGGAUUGCUUCUUUUACAAAAAAAAAUUAAAAAAAUUGACGUUACAAUGAGAAAAAUGAAGAUGUGAGAUGUUUGGUUAAAUGCUUUCACUGGUAAACUUUUGGAGAUUGCGUCACGGAGAGAGAUCUCACUGAUUGAUGGCGAUUCUACGGUUCGUCAUUUUAUUUGCUUUAACCAACUUUCAGAUGUAUCGCCAUUGAUUUUUCUUCAUGCAUGACAUCUUUUUGAAGGCCUAUUUGAACCCCCGCAACGAUUUAUUGUGCAUGAUGGAUCUUGCUGCUUAUGAUGUAAAAGAAGGUUUGUGCUGAGUU
Molecule: messenger RNA, 7177 nt
Organism: Mugil cephalus (flathead mullet)
Lineage: Eukaryota; Metazoa; Chordata; Actinopteri; Mugiliformes; Mugilidae
Gene: iqsec3a
Product: IQ motif and Sec7 domain ArfGEF 3a
Exons: 14
Coding region: 369-4856 (1495 amino acids)
Biological process (GO): actin cytoskeleton organization; regulation of ARF protein signal transduction
Molecular function (GO): protein binding; guanyl-nucleotide exchange factor activity
Source: RefSeq, a predicted model, not a curated record